Messenger RNA from Cylicostephanus goldi, 393 nucleotides. Lineage: Eukaryota; Metazoa; Nematoda; Chromadorea; Rhabditida; Strongylidae. The record is from the annotation of a GenBank genome assembly.
AUGAAAGCGUUGCCCCUGUUACGAUCUGCACCCGAAGUGACGACACAGCAUUUGCUGAGUGAAGACUCGGAUCCGGUGCUCAUCGAACCAAAACAAGUUCCCAGCUUCUUCCUUGCUAAAAGUCUAAUCAACUGCACUUCACCGACUUCUUCUCGAGGCAUUCUGCGCCCGUAUUCUGCCUUCUGGAAUGUCGCUCGAAAAGACGAUGAGGAGGUCCUCGAUGCGUUUGCAAUUGGCAUUGUUUCCCUCGAGUCGCUACGUGGUUCAGUGAAAAGAGGCAAGGAAGUGCCGUUUGCCUUGACGCGCACAAUACCGCCCCGUACAUGGCGUAAACACACAUAUGUGCACCUGCAUUCACUAUGUUCCAUUUGUGAAAACAGCUUUUCUCGUUAA